AUGGCCACCGCCGUCGCCAAGCGCCUCUCGGGCAAGACCAUUCUGAUCACGGGCGCCAGCUCGGGUAUUGGACGCUCGACCGCCUUCGAGUUUGCGCGGGCGUCGCCGCAGGACCUGCGGCUGAUCUUGACGGCCCGCCGCGCCGACGUACUCAAGGAGCUCGCCGCCGAGAUCACCAAGGAGGUGGGCGAGGGCGUCAAGGUCCUCCCCGUGCAGUUUGACGUCUCGAAACCCGCCGAGGUCCGGGCCUUUGUCGGUAACCUGCCUGAGGAGUGGCGGAACAUUGACGUGCUGGUCAACAAUGCAGGCCUGGUCAAAGGAGUCGCUCAGGCGCCCAAGAUUGCCGAGGAUGAUAUUGACAUCAUGUUCUCGACCAACGUGACGGGCCUGAUCAACCUGACCCAGCAGAUCCUCAACAUCUUCCUCGCCCGGCCUGACGGCGGCAAGGGCGACAUCAUCAACGUUGGCAGCAUUGCCGGCCGUGAGCCCUACCCCGGCGGCAGCAUCUACUGCGCUACCAAGGCUGCCGUUCGCAGCUUCACUGAGAGCUUGCGCAAGGAGCUGGUGGCAUCGCAGAUCCGGGUCAUUGAGAUUGAUCCCGGCCAGGUUGAGACGAACUUCUCCGUGGUUCGCUUUGGAGGCGACAAGGCCAAGGCCGAUGCAGUCUAUGCCGGCGUUGAGCCCUUGACCCCAGAAGAUAUUGCAGAAGUCGUUGUAUUCGCAGCGGGCAGAAGAGACAAUGUUGUGAUUGCAGAUACUCUGAUUUACCACAAGAACCAGGCCGGUGCCACCACCGUCCACCGGAAGACUUAG
Pestalotiopsis fici W106-1 is the source of this 813-nucleotide messenger RNA. RefSeq names its product oxidoreductase. The transcript is spliced from 4 exons. Gene Ontology annotation, cellular component: cytosol. Bases 1 to 813 code for a protein of 270 amino acids. The record is from RefSeq and is a predicted model, not a curated record. Gene Ontology annotation, molecular function: oxidoreductase activity. NCBI's taxonomy places the organism in Eukaryota, Fungi, Ascomycota, Sordariomycetes, Amphisphaeriales, Sporocadaceae.